Molecule: messenger RNA, 1626 nt
Organism: Colletotrichum orchidophilum
Lineage: Eukaryota; Fungi; Ascomycota; Sordariomycetes; Glomerellales; Glomerellaceae
Exons: 2
Coding region: 1-1626 (541 amino acids)
Biological process (GO): regulation of DNA-templated transcription
Molecular function (GO): zinc ion binding; DNA-binding transcription factor activity, RNA polymerase II-specific
Source: RefSeq, a predicted model, not a curated record
AUGGUCUAUACGGGGAAGCCUUCGGGCGGAUGCAAGUUGUGCAGGAUAAGAAAGGUCAAAUGCGACGAGGCAAAGCCUUUCUGCAUGCGAUGUACAAAGUCUAAGAGACAUUGCCCCGGAUACGGCCCGGUCAUUCGCGAUCCAUCAAAGUCAUAUGCCGACAAACUCAAGAAGAUGAGGACGAAUAGCACCGACAGCACGAACAGCACCGACAUGUUCUAUGUCGACUCAUCGACAAAACCCAAGAACGGAUCACCCGGAUACUGCUGCGAUUGGAAGACAUCAGAAAGCCCACCAACAAGACGACACUCGUCUCCAUUCAAAAUCGGGACUAGGGAAGGUGACCUCAUCGAGUGGUUCAAAAACAUACCAGGAGGAUUGACAAAUCCGCUCGACGAGCAAGCCUCAUGUCUGUUCCUUUCCGAGUUCGUCAACGUGCCCUUGACGUCCACAGCCCGCGGCUACUACGCCUUCUUGCCACAUUUCCUCGGCCGUGGCGACAUCUCAGUCUGCCUCUCAAUGGCCUUCAAGGCGACAUCGAUGGCUGCCUUGGCGAUGCGACAGUCGAAAGGGGCAAGAGGACCUGCCCUACUUCGUGCACAAGAACAUCACGUUGCCGCUUUGCGAGCAGUCGGUCAAGCGAUUGCCGAUCCAGAGGAAAUCGACAGUGAUCAAACGUUGGGGGCAGUCCUUAUGCUGGCGUUUUAUGAGGUAUUAAUGUCAAAGGAUUCUAUGAAGGAGUACAUUAGCCACUUAAAGGGCGCCGCAAAAAUCGUUCAGGUGCGCGGCCAGAAGUGCUUGGAGACGGACGAGGGCCGAGAAAUGUUCGCCAUGACACGCAACCAAUGCAUGUCCGUACAGAACUUCUUCAAGGAGUCUGAAAUGUCCGGUUAUUCAUGGCUGCUAUACAAUGAGGCGGUUCAACGUUCAAAUCGUGCCACCGUCGACAUCAAUCUCCUCUGCAGCCAACUUCAGCAGGGCGUGGACCGCAUCAUCGCCCUCGCGAGGGAGCCUACGGCCGAGUCUGUGGAAAAGAUGCUGGAACUGUUAGAAAAGUGUCGAAAGAUCGAACAAGAGUUCCAAAAACUCCGCGCAAACCCGAAUCCGCAGUGGAAGAUCGAGGUGGCCGAAUGGGUGUUUGACCGGACCGACGAGGAGCUUGACACUGAGCCCACGUUCGAUGGUCAAGUAUACAAGUUCUUCAACCUUCCCAUGGCCGUGUUACAUUUGGUCACUUGGAGCUCUCAUCUCAGCCUCAUCACCACCAUGGUCCGCGCCAGCUCAUGGUUAGCCUCGGCCGGUAGGGAAGGGUUGAAUGACUACGAUGAGUAUGGGGAUCUGGUCCGGUCCGCCACCGCGCGCGUCAACGACAUUGUUUCGGCGAUCCCGUAUUUCUGCAGCUGGAACGGCUACGGCGUCAUUGUUUCUCAGUUCCCCUGCGGCACCACGAAGCCGGACGACCCGCUCAAGGGCGAAGCCGGUCUCAUUGUCAUGUGGCCGCUCGCAGCAGCUCUGAAGAGCGAUUACACCACGCCCAGACAGAGGCGGUAUCUGAGGGGUCGCCUUCGUUACAUUGCAGACGUGUCUGGCAUUAGCCAGGCUAGAUUUUUCAUGAACGAGAUUUGA